Molecule: messenger RNA, 5481 nt
Organism: Closterium sp. NIES-65
Lineage: Eukaryota; Viridiplantae; Streptophyta; Zygnematophyceae; Desmidiales; Closteriaceae
Source: the annotation of a GenBank genome assembly
AUGGGGGGGGCUUGUGGUGGUGACUUGAGGGGCGCUUUUGUGGUCUCCGCUUUAGUGGUGGUGGUAGAGGUGGCCUCAGCAGAGGGGAUGGGGGUGGGGGACGCGUGUGGUGGGGGGGUGGAGGACGUGUGUGGUGGGGGGGUGGAGGACGUGUGUGGUGGGGGGGUGGAGGACGCGUGUGGUGGGGGGGUGGAGGGCGACGAGGUCUUUAUAGAGGGAUCACGCAGGGAUGCAGGUGCUUGGGUUGGUGGGAUGGAGAGAAGCGAGGCGAGAGAAGCGGCAGUGGCGGGUGAGGCGGCUGCUCCCGGUGGGAUGGUAAGGAAACAGCUGCUCUCGCUCCUGCAGCAGCGACUGCCAUUGCUAAACCAGACAGUACCGGGCAGCCUACUGCCGUUUCCACAUAACACCACACCACUCACCGUGCCUCUCUGCCACCCCUCGCAUCUUCUCCCUCAGGUAAGGAAAGAGCUGCUCCCUCUGCUGCAGCACAGCACAGAGAUGCUGUACAUACACCAGAGACCACCAGAUAGGCUACUGCCGUUUCCACAUAACACCACACCACUCACCAUGCCUCUCUGCCACCCCUCGCAUCUUCUCACUCAGGUAAGGAAAGAGCUGCUCCCUCUGCUGCAGCACAGCACAGAGAUGCUGUACAUACACCAGAGACCACCAGAUAGGCUACUGCCGUUUCCACAUAACACCACACCACUCACCAUGCCUCUCUGCCACCCCUCGCAUCUUCUCCCUCAGGUAAGGGAAGAGCUGCUCUCGCUCCUGAAGCAGCGCCUGCCAGCCGCUCGCCCCCAGGGAGAGAAGGGUUAUGAGGACGAUGGCCGAUAUGGAGGCACGGCCUGGGGUGGGGUGACCUGGGGGAUGGGAUGGGGGAUGGGGUGUGGGAUGGGGUGUGGGAUGGGGUGUGGGAUGGGGUGUGGGAUGGGGUGUGGGAUGGGGUGUGGGAUGGGGUGUGGGAUGGGGUGUGGGAUGGGGUGUGGGAUGGGGUGUGGGAUGGGUGUGGGAUGGGGUGUGGGAUGGGGUGUGGGAUGGGGUGUGGGAUGGGGUGUGGGAUGGGGUGUGGGAUGGGGUGUGGGAUGGGGUGUGGGAUGGGGUGUGGGAUGGGGUGUGGGAUGGGGUUGUGGGAUGGGGUGUGGGAUGGGGUGUGGGAUGGGGUGUGGGAUGGGGUGUGGGAUGGGUGUGGGAUGGGGUGUGGAUGGGGUUGUGGGAUGGGGUGUGGGAUGGGUGUGGGAUGGGGUGUGGGAUGGGGUGUGGGAUGGGGUGUGGGGAUGGGGUGUGGGAUGGGGUGUGGGAUGGGGUGUGGGAUGGGGUGUGGGAUGGGGUGUGGGAUGGGGUGUGGGAUGGGGUGUGGAUGGGGUGUGGGAUGGGGUGUGGGAUGGGGUUGUGGGAUGGGGUGUGGGAUGGGGUUGUGGGAUGGGGUGUGGGAUGGGGUGUGGGAUGGGGUGUGGGAUGGGGUGUGGGAUGGGGUGUGGGAUGGGGUGUGGGAUGGGGUGUGGGAUGGGGUUGUGGGAUGGGGUGUGGGAUGGGGUGUGGGAUGGGGUGUGGGAUGGGGGUGUGGGAUGGGUGUGGGAUGGGGUUGUGGGAUGGGGUGUGGGAUGGGGUGUGGGAUGGGGUGUGGGAUGGGGUGUGGGAUGGGGUGUGGGAUGGGGUGUGGGAUGGGGUGUGGGAUGGGGUGUGGGAUGGGGUGUGGGAUGGGGUGUGGGAUGGGGUGUGGGAUGGGUGUGGGAUGGGGUGUGGGAUGGGGUGUGGGAUGGGGUGUGGGAUGGGGUGUGGGAUGGGUGUGGGAUGGGGUGUGGGAUGGGUGUGGAUGGGGUGUGGAUGGGGUGUGGGAUGGGGUGUGGGAUGGGGUGUGGGAUGGGGUGUGGGAUGGGGUGUGGGAUGGGGUGUGGGAUGGGGUGUGGGAUGGGGUGUGGGAUGGGGUGUGGGAUGGGGUGUGGGAUGGGGUGUGGGAUGGGGUGUGGGAUGGGGUGUGGGAUGGGGUGUGGGAUGGGGUGUGGGAUGGGGUGUGGGAUGGGGUGUGGGAUGGGGUGUGGGAUGGGGUGUGGGAUGGGGUGUGGGAUGGGGUGUGGGAUGGGGUGUGGGAUGGGGUGUGGGAUGGGGUGUGGGAUGGGGUGUGGGAUGGGUGUGGGAUGGGGUGUGGGAUGGGGUGUGGGAUGGGGUGUGGGAUGGGGUGUGGGAUGGGUGUGGGAUGGGGUGUGGGAUGGGGUGUGGGGAUGGGGUGUGGGAUGGGGUGUGGGAUGGGGUGUGGGAUGGGGUUGUGGGAUGGGGUGUGGGAUGGGGUGUGGGAUGGGGUGUGGGAUGGGGUGUGGAUGGGGUGUGGGAUGGGGUGUGGGAUGGGGUGGUGGAUGGGGUGUGGAUGGGGUGUGGGAUGGGGUGUGGGAUGGGGUGUGGGAUGGGGUGUGGGAUGGGGUGUGGGAUGGGGUGUGGGAUGGGGUUGUGGGAUGGGGUGUGGGAUGGGGUGUGGGAUGGGGUGUGGGAUGGGGUGUGGGAUGGGGUGUGGGAUGGGGUGUGGAUGGGGUGUGGGAUGGGGUGUGGGAUGGGGUGUGGGAUGGGGUGUGGGAUGGGGUGUGGGAUGGGGUGUGGGAUGGGUGUGGAUGGGGUGUGGGAUGGGGUGUGGGAUGGGGUGUGGGAUGGGUGUGGAUGGGGUGUGGGAGGUGUGGGAUGGGUGUGGGAUGGGGUGUGGGAUGGGGUGUGGGAUGGGGUGUGGGAUGGGGUGUGGGAUGGGGUGUGGGAUGGGGUGUGGGAUGGGGUGUGGGAUGGGGUGUGGGAUGGGGUGUGGGAUGGGUGUGGGAUGGGGUGUGGGAUGGGGUGUGGGAUGGGGUGUGGGAUGGGGUGUGGGAUGGGGUGUGGGAUGGGGUGUGGGAUGGGGUGUGGGAUGGGGUGUGGGAUGGGGUGUGGGAUGGGGUGUGGGAUGGGGUGUGGGAUGGGGUGUGGGAUGGGGUGUGGGAUGGGGUGUGGGAUGGGGUGUGGGAUGGGGUGUGGGAUGGGGUGUGGGAUGGGGUGUGGGAUGGGGUGUGGGAUGGGGUGUGGGAUGGGGUGUGGGAUGGGGUGUGGGAUGGGGUGUGGGAUGGGGUUGUGGGAUGGGGUGUGGGAUGGGGUGUGGGAUGGGGUGUGGGAUGGGGUGUGGGAUGGGGUGUGGGAUGGGUGUGGGAUCGGGUGUGGGAUGGGGUUGUGGGAUGGGUGUGGGAUGGGGUGUGGGAUGGGGUGUGGGAUGGGGUGUGGGAUGGGGUGUGGGAUGGGGUGUGGGAUGGGGUGUGGGAUUGGGUGUGGGAUGGGGUGUGGGAUGGGGUUGUGGGAUGGGGUGUGGGAUGGGGUGUGGGAUGGGGUGUGGGAUGGGGUGUGGGAUGGGGUUGUGGGAUGGGGUGUGGGAUGGGGUGUAGGAUGGGGUGUGGGAUGGGGUGUGGGAUGGGGUUGUGGGAUGGGGUGUGGGAUGGGGUGUGGGAUGGGGUGUGGGAUGGGGUGUGGGAUGGGGUGUGGGAUGGGGUGUGGGAUGGGGUGUGGGAUGGGGUGUGGGAUGGGGCAUGGGUUUGGCAUGUGAAGUGCAAAGCGUGGGGAAGAAGGUUGCUGCACUACUGCAGCAGUCGCUCUCCUCCAUACCCCUUCCUCCACGCCCCUUCCUCAUGCCCGCUCUGCCACGGCCCUUUCCUCCCCCCACCCCCCCUCUCCCUUUUCCACACCUCCAGCCCCCUCCUCCAUGGCCCCUCGUCCAUCUCAUUCCACCCACCCACCGGGGACGUGCCAUGGGCUCGACGUGAUCAGGACGUGCCAUGGGCUCGACGUGAUCAGGACGUGCCAUGGGCUCGACGUGAUCAGGACGUGCCAUGGGCUCGACGUUAUCAGGACGUGCCAUGGGCUCGACGUGAUCAGGACGUGCCAUGGGCUCGACGUGAUCAGGACGUGCCAUGGGCUCGACGUGAUCAGGACGUGCCAUGGGCUCGACGUGAUCAGGACGUGCCAUGGGCUCGACGUUAUCAGGACGUGCCAUGGGCUCGACGUGAUCAGGACGUGCCAUGGGCUCGACGUGAUCAGGACGUGCCAUGGGCUCGACGUGAUCAGGACGUGCCAUGGGCUCGACGUUAUCAGGACGUGCCAUGGGCUCGACGUUAUCAGGACGUGCCAUGGGCUCGACGUGAUCAGGACGUGCCAUGGGCUCGACGUGAUCAGGACGUGCCAUGGGCUCGACGUGAUCAGGACGUGCCAUGGGCUCGACGUUAUCAGGACGUGCCAUGGGCUCGACGUGAUCAGGACGUGCCAUGGGCUCGACGUGAUCAGGACGUGCCAUGGGCUCGACGUGAUCAGGACGUGCCAUGGGCUCGACUUGAUCAGGACGUGCCAUGGGCUCGACGUUAUCAGGACGUGCCAUGGGCUCGACGUUAUCAGGACGUGCCAUGGGCUCGACGUGAUCAGGACGUGCCAUGGGCUCGACGUGAUCAGGACGUGCCAUGGGCUCGACGUGAUCAGGACGUGCCAUGGGCUCGACGUGAUCAGGACGUGCCAUGGGCUCGACGUGAUCAGGACGUGCCAUGGGCUCGACGUGAUCAGGACGUGCCAUGGGCUCGACGUGAUCAGGACGUGCCAUGGGCUCGACGUGAUCAGGACGUGCCAUGGGCUCGACGUUAUCAGGACGUGCCAUGGGCUCGACGUGAUCAGGACGUGCCAUGGGCUCGACGUUAUCAGGACGUGCCAUGGGCUCGACGUGAUCAGGACGUGCCAUGGGCUCGACGUUAUCAGGACGUGCCAUGGGCUCGACGUUAUCAGGACGUGCCAUGGGCUCGACGUGAUCAGGACGUGCCAUGGGCUCGACGUGAUCAGGACGUGCCAUGGGCUCGACGUUAUCAGGACGUGCCAUGGGCUCGACGUGAUCAGGACGUGCCAUGGGCUCGACGUUAUCAGGACGUGCCAUGGGCUCGACGUGAUCAGGACGUGCCAUGGGCUCGACGUGAUCAGGACGUGCCAUGGGCUCGACGUGAUCAGGACGUGCCAUGGGCUCGACGUGAUCAGGACGUGCCAUGGGCUCGACGUGAUCAGGACGUGCCAUGGGCUCGACGUUAUCAGGACGUGCCAUGGGCUCGACGUGAUCAGGACGUGCCAUGGGCUCGACGUUAUCAGGACGUGCCAUGGGCUCGACGUGAUCAGGACGUGCCAUGGGCUCGACGUUAUCAGGACGUGCCAUGGGCUCGACGUUAUCAGGACGUGCCAUGGGCUCGACGUGAUCAGGACGUGCCAUGGGCUCGACGUGAUCAGGACGUGCCAUGGGCUCGACGUGAUCAGGACGUGCCAUGGGCUCGACGUGAUCAGGACGUGCCAUGGGCUCGACGUUAUCAGGACGUGCCAUGGGCUCGACGUGAUCAGGACGUGCCAUGGGCUCGACGUUAUCAGGACGUGCCAUGGGCUCGACGUGAUCAGGACGUGCCAUGGGCUCGACGUUAUCAGGACGUGCCAUGGGCUCGACGUUAUCAGGAGCCCUGA